AUGGCCGGCUGGAUCCACUGGAUUGUACUGCUCUGCGGUGUUUUUAUUGCUUCUACAGAAAAGAUAAAGGAAUCAGCUGGAAAGAGAAUUCAGUAUUUCAGUACGGAACACCCCCGUAUAUGCGAAUUUGACAGUAAAAUUUUUGUAUCUGGUAAUUUAACCUCCCGACGCCAUAGCCGCAUGGACCCUUUCUACUAUGUUGACUUUCACGUGAGCACACGAGUGCCCAUCGGUAACAAUGUUACAGUACAUUUUUACUUCUACGAGUUCCUCACCAACGUGUACAAACGUGGAUUUAUUGAAAUGCAUAUGGGUGUAUGUGACCUUAUAUUCAAAGAUAAAUUUUUCGGUGCUGGUAUGAAAAAACAAUUAAAAGUGUUAAGUUGUCCUUUCCCAAAGGGCGAAUACCACUUGUACAAUAUGACUAUCCCAUUAGAACAAAUUCCAAGAGGGUUCCCGUUUACUAAAGGCCGCAUUUAUUCCAACAUCACACUUACAAAUACUGGAAAACAAAUUGCAAGUGGAUAUAUCGAUAUAGAACUGAAAACUACAAGAAUUUCAAAUUAAAUUGGCUAAUA
This is a messenger RNA of Galleria mellonella (greater wax moth), 578 nucleotides long. RefSeq lists its product as uncharacterized. The transcript is spliced from 4 exons. The record is from RefSeq and is a predicted model, not a curated record. Bases 1 to 567 code for a protein of 188 amino acids. Lineage: Eukaryota; Metazoa; Arthropoda; Insecta; Lepidoptera; Pyralidae.